Messenger RNA from Uranotaenia lowii, 1104 nucleotides. It is a transcript of the gene MED4, whose product is annotated as mediator of RNA polymerase II transcription subunit 4. The transcript is spliced from 2 exons. Lineage: Eukaryota; Metazoa; Arthropoda; Insecta; Diptera; Culicidae. Gene Ontology annotation, cellular component: mediator complex; core mediator complex. Gene Ontology annotation, biological process: regulation of transcription by RNA polymerase II. The coding region runs from base 139 to 939 and encodes 266 amino acids. Gene Ontology annotation, molecular function: transcription coregulator activity. The record is from RefSeq and is a predicted model, not a curated record.
UUUAUUCAGUAAGAGUAUUCGAAUCAAACAAAAAAGUCAGACGCGUUUAAUUGUUUGAUUACUGUUCACGUAAAAUCAUAGUUUGAAAUAUAAUAUUUAAUUUAGUUACUAGAACUCAGGUUUCGAAAUCUUUGGAAAAUGUCGUCGUAUCAUUUAAGCACUAAGGAACGGUUGUUGGCCAUUGUUGAUGAUAUAGAAAUUAUUUCCAAGGAACUGAUCGAAAACACAAUUGCCCCAAAACAUCAGAAAAUGUCUAGCACCGACCACGCACAGCUUGUGGAAUUGCUUGUUUCUAAGGACAAGGAAUUAAAAUCUACUCUCCAGCUGGCAGCGGAACAGGCUGGCAUUGAGAAAAAAAUGGACAACCUUAGAGAGCAAGUUAAAAAGCAGGAUGAAGAAAUCAAUCACCUCCAAAAGCAGUUGAAGGAGGCCGAACACAUUUUGGCCACUUCCAUAUUCCAAGCUCGACAGAAGUUGACAAGUAUUAAUAAGGCUGCAAAACGGCCAGUCUCUUCCGAGGAGCUGAUCAAAUUUGCCCACCGCAUCAGCGCCUCUAAUGCCAUAUGUGCCCCGUUGACUUGGCAACAAGGCGAUCUGAGACGGCCAUACCCUACAGACAUUGAAAUGCGACUUGGAUUUCUGGGUAAAUCAGAUCUGAACAUAAAUGGACAUGCUCUGCAGAACCAGAACAAUCUCAACGAGCUGCAUCGAAAUGCGGCUGGAGCGGCAGUAGGAGCAGCAGGUGCCAGUGCCGGGGAGAUUCCUGCUUCGGCUCAAAAUCAGUUUGCUUGGCACCCGUCAGGUGAAUUGCACAUGACGAUGGGUGGUGGUGCAGGUUCAGUUUCGUUGGACACUCGGGCUCAUAAGGAUGCUUCUCAGGAUGAUGUGGAAGUUAUGUCGACUGAUAGUUCCAGCUCGAGCUCUAGCGAUUCUCAGUAGAGGUUCGAAUAGAUCUCAAUUGAACAUAGGUAAGAUCACAUGAGUUUAUUAAUACUUACAACAUAAAUCAGUUGAAUGAAAUUGAGUCUAUCAUUUUUGAGAAAUUUCAUAAGUCUUGAAAAGUGGCUCAAAAUAAACAAAGAGGGGAAAUUUCCUUCAACAUUA